Daucus carota subsp. sativus is the source of this 3909-nucleotide messenger RNA. RefSeq lists its product as uncharacterized. The transcript has a single exon. NCBI's taxonomy places the organism in Eukaryota, Viridiplantae, Streptophyta, Magnoliopsida, Apiales, Apiaceae. The coding region runs from base 132 to 3824 and encodes 1230 amino acids. The record is from RefSeq and is a predicted model, not a curated record. Gene Ontology annotation, biological process: meristem development; meristem maintenance.
CAGAGUUUUUGUUUUACAAGUUAACCCAUAAAAGGAAAGAACAAAAUGCUUGCACUAAAUUUGAAACCAAAAAAUUCACCAGUACAAUCUUGAAACUUAUUUAGCAAAAGACAAGUCUUGAAAGUUCUGUAAUGGAGGAAACCCUUGUGGAAGAGAGACAGGCUGUUAUGCAUCCACCUUUUGGUGGAAACCCUACUCUCAGAAAAGCCCAUUUUCUUAAACCCCUUUUUAGUGAAGAUCACACUCAUCUUCCUGAUCCACCUAGUCCUCAACUUUGCUCAAAACCCAUCUCUGAAAACCUGAAAAAUUACAGUUUCAGGUCAUACAAGAAGUACCCAUCAGAGAAAUGGAAGAUUUGGGUUCAUAGUUUGGAGCCCAAGUACCAAGAAAUAUGGAAACAAGCUGGUAUUUAUGAAGCAAUCUUGGCCUCAACCUACGAAAUUCCGAGAGACAAAGAGUUGAUCAUGGGUCUUGCUGAGAGGUGGUGUGGUGAGACUAACACUUUCGUGUUUUCGUGGGGUGAGGUAACUAUUACUUUAGAAGAUGUUAUGUUUCUUGGAGGUUAUUCUGUUUUAGGGGCCUUAUAUUUGACUCCUUUAGCUGAUGAAUGUGUUGGUAUUUUUGAUUCUUUCAAGAAAGUUCAUUCUGAAAUUAGAUUGCUUUGUGGCAAACAUGUCAAUUGUGCAAUGUGGAUGGAGUAUUUUAUGUGUAGUGGUAAAGAAUUAGAACAUGAAGCAUUUCUAGCAAUGUGGUUGUCUAGGUUUGUUCUUCUUCACUCUUAUGAAGACAUAGUUGUUUGUAAUUUUCAUGCUGCUAUUCAUCUGUCCCGAGGUAAAAGAAUUGCGCUAGCACCUGUUGUUCUUGCCAGCAUUUAUAAGGAUAUGAGAGUGUUACACAAUUCAAUUAUUGAGUCGAUUGAUAUAGAGUCUAAAGCUUGUUCGAUUAUUAGUUUAUGUCACUUGGAUUUGGUGCACAUGUGGGCUUGGGAGAGGUUUUCAGAACUGAGACCAACUCCUGGUGUCAUGGGGAGGAAUGAGCCUAGAUCAGCUCGGUGGAAUGGAGUGAAACUUUUGGAAGUGAAGGAUGUGAGGGCGGUCUUAGACUCCACAAAAGAAUCAUUUAUAUGGCGCCCUUAUGUUAUUACUCCAAGUAAUUGUAUGCUGCGUAUGUUGUACAAAGAUAGUGAACAGUGGCUAGUGGUUGAAUCUGAUGAUUUGGAGUCAUAUGCUCGGUGCUUGAGAGUUUCUGAGCUAGUUGGAUUAAACAAUAUAGAACAGUAUCUGCCUCAUAGAGUAGCUAUGCAAUUCGGGUUAGACCAAGAUGUUCCUCCUGAUGUUAUUCGAUCCAACAAGAGUCCUAAAAGUGCUUGGAGAAGUUAUACCAGAUCUCUUAAAGGUACAGAAUGUUAUAUUCCACCUCGACUUUUUGAGUCGGAUGUUUCCUCCCGCUAUGUGGUUUGGUGGAGAGGCCUUCUGCCCGUAAAUGAAGAAACGGUGACAACGUGCAAUCAAAAUGUGAAACACUUCCCACUGAUUUCUUGGGGAUACAAGAGAAGACAUUCAAGACAUCAUACAUUGUUAACUGCUCCUGGUUCUGUUACAGAAAGACCAGAUGAUUAUGUUGAACAGGAUAGUCUUACAGCUUCUCAAGUAAUGAGUUGUUCAAGAAAGGCUCCACCAACAAAGGAGAGCUCUAGAAAAAUAAAGGAUCUGUAUGAUGAGCCAGUGUUACAAAUUAAUUUUGAAACUGAAAGUCCUGAAAAGCUAAUCCGUAGGACUAAAUCUGUCAUAUCAAUUGGGCGGAGCAUUUCAUCUUCUAUUAAAAGACCAAUUAAUCUUAAAGAACAUCUAAAAGAAGAUGCGGUUGUGAGCAAAGCAAAUUGUCCUGAGACUGACGUCGUCAAUCUUGAAGAAGAAACCUGUGCUCAUACUGAUACUCUUGUGGAAGAGAGAGAGGUCGUUAUGUGUCCACCUGGUGGUGGAAACCUCACUCUCAGAACUGCCCAUUUUCUUAAGCCCAUUUUUAGUGAACAUCAAAAUCAUCUACCUUCUCCACCCACUUCGCUGUUCUCCUCAAAAUCCACUUCUGAAAAUCUAAGAAAAUAUAAGUUGCAUUCUAAGGCAUACCCGUUAGAGAAAUGGAAGAUUUGGGUACAUAAUUUAAAGCCCAAAUACCAGGAAGUAUGGAAGCAAGCUGGUAUCUAUGAAGCAAUCAUGACCUCAACUUACAGAAUUCCAAAAAACAAAGAUUUGAUCUUUGGUCUUGCUGAGAGGUGGUGUGCUGAGACAAACACCUUCAUUUUUCCAUGGGGUGAGGCAACUAUUACUUUAGAAGAUGUUAUGUUUCUUGGAGGUUAUUCUGUUUUAGGUGCCUUAUAUUUGACUCCUCUAGCUGAUGAAUCUAUGUAUGAAGCUUUGAGAAAAGCUUAUAAAGAAGUUAGAACUUCUUGUUGUGGAAAUGCCUCUGCUCCAAUGUGGAUGGAGUAUUUUAUGUUUAGUGGCAAGCGAUUUGAACAUGAAGCAUUCCUUGCAAUGUGGUUGUCUACAUUUGUUCUCAUUCGUUGUUAUGGUAAAAUAAUCAUGAAGGAUUUUCAUGUUGCUAGUCAUCUAUCUCGAGGUAAUAAAAUUGCGCUAGCACCAGUUGUCCUUGCCUGCAUCUAUAAGGAUAUGAGGCUGUUACAAAAUUCAAUUGUUGGUUCCACUGAAGUAGAGUCGAAAGAUCGUUUGAGGUUUACUCUAUGUCACGUGGAUAUAGUGCAGAUGUGGGUUUUAGAGAGGUUUCCUAAGCUGAGACCAACUCCCAGUGUCAUGGAAUGGACAGAGCCUAGAUCAGUUCAUUGGAAUGGAGUUAAAAUUUUGAGAGUUAAAGAUGUAAGGGCAGCCUUAGACUCUGGAAAGGAAUCAUUUAUAUGGCGCCCUUAUGUUAUUACUCCAAGUAACAGUAUGCUGAGUAAGUUGUAUAGAGAGAGCGAACAAUGGAUAGUGGUUGAAUCUGAUGACAUACAGUCAUUUGCUCGAUGCUUGAGAGUUUCUGAGCUAGUUGGGUUAGACAAUAUAGAACAGUAUCUUCCCCAUAGAGUUGCUAUGCAAUUUGGCUUCGACCAAGACGUUCCUCCCCAUGUUCUGCGAUCCAACGAGUGUCCUAAAACUGCUUGGAGGAGUUAUAACAGAUCCUUUAAAGGUACUAAAAUUUAUAUUCCACCUCGAUUUUAUGAGUCUGAUUACUCUUCCCGAUAUGUGGUUUGGUGGAGGGACCAGCAGCCUGUGAAUAAGAAAAUGGUGACUACUUGCAUCCAAAAUGAGAAAUAUUUGUCACUAAUUUCUUGGGGACAGAAGAGAAGACGUUCAAGAAACAGACUAUCACCAAAGAGCAAGAGAUUUGAAAAAGGAAAUGGUCCUGCUGAUAUGCUGAUAUUAAAAACUCAUUCUGGAACUGAAACUCCUGCCAGGAGAUUUGGCAUGACUAAACCUCUGAUAUCGAGUGUGCAAAGCAUGUCAUCUUCUGAUAAAAUUGAGAGGAGUUCUUCUGCUGAAAGAUUAGUAAGUCUAAAAGAAGAUGCAGUUGUAAAUAACACAAAUCAUGCAGAGGCAAGCAAUGUUGAUAUCAAACUUGCAAAACAAGCAGUUGUGAGUAAAGCUAAUUGUCCACAGGAUAAAAUUGUCAAUAUCAAAGAAGAAAGCAGUGAUAAUUGUACAUCUGAGUUGCCACAUUUAGAACUAAUGGCUCGUAUUUUGAGGCUUGAAGCAAUUGUGGAUGCCAUUAAAGCAGCAAAGCUUGAUGCUAGUUUAGUGGAUAUUGAGACAGUAGUUCUUGAUAGAACAUAGCAUUCACAUUAUCAUAUAUUUCACUGAACUUUGUGUUUCCUUUAAUUUGGUGUAAUGCAGAUAUAUGUCUUUACGGUUCCCAGUA